GCUAAAACAUGGUUUCGUCGGGACUAUCUGUUGUACGUCAUUAGCCCAGAGAAAUAGGAAAGCGUCCCCGGGCGAAUCGGGUGGGGAACGCACAAACCGCGGAUCAUCGUACGGCAGCUUUGCACACUCCCUCCAAUUAGAGCAACAUUUCGCGAUGACUCUUUUUAAAGGUGCGAGUGUUCAGUACUUGUUAAUGAAGGGCACAUUCUCCUCUCACCCAACCUGACUUUCAAACACUCCCAGUAACAACAUUACUCCUGCAAGAACCUGUAAACAUCUGUCGGCCUAUCAAGUCUAUCAAGAUGGACGUUCCAGGCUACGCUCUUGUCACAGGUGCAGGUUCACCUUUCGGUAUAGGCACUGCCUGCGCAAUAGCCUUCGCGCAGGAAGGAGCAGCCGGCGUUGCGAUCCUCGACAUCAACGGCGAGGGUCUUGAAGCCACAAAGGCCGAAAUCGCCAAAGUUCACCGAAACAGCCCAUGCAAGGUCUUGACAUACGCACUCAAUAUCGCCGACGAAGCAGAGGUGACGCGCGCCGUCAACGACGCCGCGGGAAAGUUUGGCCGGCUUGAUUACGUAGUCAACGCGGCUGGCAUCGCCAUCAAGCACGCCGGCGGCACUGCGUACGCAAAGACGGACGACUGGAAAAGAGUACUCGAUAUCAAUCUGAACGGGACAUUCUACGUUUUGCGUGCCGCGGCAGCGAUCAUGCUGGAUCAGGAGCCCAUUGUAUCCAGCAUUGAUGGUCGGCCGCUUCAGCGCGGGUCCAUCGUGAAUUUCAGCUCGAUACAGGGCGUGGUGGGCAUCACGCUAUCGACAGCGUAUACCACGGCCAAGCAUGCUGUUAUUGGGCUCACUCGAACGGCGUCGGAAGAUUAUGCGCAUAGAGGAUUGAGGGUCAAUGCAAUCUGCCCUGGCUACACGGAGACGCCGAUGACAACGAAGAAUCCAGAGGUGUUGAAGGCAAUGGAAGAACGCGUCGAGAGCGCGGUGCCGAUGAAGAGAAUGGGUGCGCCGAAGGAGAUUGCGGAUGGCGUGCUGUAUCUUGCGGGUGGAAGGAGUAGCUUUGUCACGGGAAGUGCAUUAAUGGUUGACGGCGGAUACACGUCGAGAUAACUGAGCGCUACAGGAGGGCGGCACGUUAAGCUAACGCAUAGCAUCGGUGCGGCGUACCCAACAGGUCGUCUAUGAGAAUGACGGGUUAGGGUUAGGGUGAUUAAUAAGUAGUUACAGCUUAACUGCACUCACGAAGUGCACAAAAUUAGCAUCACAUCCUUGUGCGACUUUGUGCCUCAAAUGCUGCACUGGAUCCUUCACAGCUAGUUCGAAUCUACGCUCUAAUUCUCCUUCCCGGAAGUUGGUGCAGCCGCGAUUCUGGAAUGACGCAUCACAUUGGAGCUCGUCGGUGCCAUCACCUGUGUCCACAGCAAGGCCUGCGUGCAUCGCGUUCUAAAGCUCGAGGACAUCCUGCUGGACAAGCACGGCGACGUCAAGCCGUGCGACCUUGGCCUCACGC
Molecule: messenger RNA, 1515 nt
Organism: Boeremia exigua
Lineage: Eukaryota; Fungi; Ascomycota; Dothideomycetes; Pleosporales; Didymellaceae
Exons: 1
Coding region: 303-1115 (270 amino acids)
Molecular function (GO): oxidoreductase activity, acting on the CH-OH group of donors, NAD or NADP as acceptor
Source: RefSeq, a predicted model, not a curated record